This is a messenger RNA of Microdochium trichocladiopsis, 1197 nucleotides long. RefSeq lists its product as uncharacterized. The coding region runs from base 432 to 1106 and encodes 224 amino acids. Gene Ontology annotation, molecular function: nascent polypeptide-associated complex binding. NCBI's taxonomy places the organism in Eukaryota, Fungi, Ascomycota, Sordariomycetes, Xylariales, Microdochiaceae. Gene Ontology annotation, cellular component: mitochondrial outer membrane. The record is from RefSeq and is a predicted model, not a curated record. The transcript has 4 exons.
GGCCCCCGUAGAGUCAUAAUUCGGCCUACAGGAGCCGCAGACGUCAUUGUUGUGUCGUGAAGCGGUGCCUGCCCAAGGCACACCACACCACACACACACAACCACAACACACCACUUAGCUGCACACUGCAUCCCGCUGCAGACCAGCCCAGCCCAGCCAGUGUCCCGCAGCUUUUCCUCCACCCUACCCUGGCCCGCGAGGAUUCCCUGCUUUCCCAUCCGCCCGCCCGUCAAACUUAUUUCCCCGUGCUCGCAUCGUGACAUCGUCCGUUUCUCCUCCUCACAAGUCUCUUCAUCUUCAACCUCUACGACUUCCGUGAUACCCCAUCCUACAAAGAUACCCCCCGCCUGCACCCAGACGUCCGCGACAGCCUCUCACACACACGCUCUACCAAACCCCUCAUCUCACAAAACCUAACCACUUCGUCACAAUGUCUUACGCCGACGUCGCCGCUUCUGGCCCCAAGCAGACCCCCGAGGAGGCGGCCGCCCCCCAGCCCCCCCAGAUCAUCCCCAACGAGUCCGCCAGCAGCACGGCCUCGCUCGUCGAUGUGGACACGCCCUCGGUCCGCACAGUCCCUUCAGACUUCAACGAGCAGGACAUCAAGACGGAGACGCAGCAGGCCCGCAUCGAGAUGGAGGAGGCCGCCGCCAAGGCCCGCGCCGAGGCCGACCUCGCCAAGAAGAAGGCCGCGAAAAAGGCCCGCAAGGCAGAUGACUUCCUCACCAAGUGGUUCGGCGACCUCAGCGAGGACGCCAGCACCGCCAUCGUCGUGUCCAACCUAGCCGCCGUCAUCGGCCUCGGUUCCUACCUCGGCUACAAGGCUUACGGCCUCUACGAGCGCGGCCGCCUCACUGGCAAGAGCGUGGCUGUCGGCCUGGGCAUCGUUGCUGGCGUCGCAGCCUUUGAGGGCGUGCUCGGAGGGGCAAGAAGCAGUCGAGAAAUUAGGCAUUUCCCGAGCUCGACCAGUGCACCAAACUCUGCGAAAAGACGCGUUGAGGGGGCCGCACGGGGCCCCGGCGACUGGGCCCCGUGGAGGCUUUACCACGCUUAUCGCUACGGCUCACAGCCACGACUACGAAAUCACACCUCUCUUGUUCAUUAACGCGGUUUUAUUCUGGUUUCGAAUUUUUCUUGGUUCAAUGACGCGGGAAUGGCGCAGGAGUUCGUUGUACGGGUAACGGUAAUCCAUCUCC